CAUUCUCCCCUUCCUCCCCGCCCCCCUCCUCGGCUUCCCACCGCGUUCACCCUGGCAGUCGUCGCUCUACUGCCGUGAGAGGAGGGAGGUCUGCGCUCGGGGCUCUCCAGCAGUUUGUGGGUCACGAAGUGCGUCGCCGUGCAGGGCUCGACAGGGCAUCGGGGAUGGAGGCGGAGGCGUUUCGCACCGCGGCGCGGGAGAUGAUCGAUUACGUCAUCGACUACCUCGAGGGGAUCCGGGACCGCCGGGUCCUGCCCACGGUGGAGCCGGGGUACAUGCGGGGGAUGCUGCCGGAGGAGGCCCCGAGGGAGCCCGAGCCCUGGUCCGCAGUCCUCUCGGACAUCGAGAGGGUCAUCAUGCCGGGGGUGACGCACUGGCAUUCGCCGCAUUUCCACGCAUUUUACCCAACGGCUAAUUCCUACCCAGGCAUUCUGGCAGACAUCUUGUCGGGAGCUAUCGCCUGCAUCGGCUUCACUUGGCAAUCGAGCCCGGCGUGCACGGAGUUGGAGAUGAACAUGAUGGACUGGCUGGGGAAGCUCCUGGCCCUUCCGAAGGAGUUCCUCUUCUGUUCCGGCGGGAAGGGCGGAGGCGUCAUCCAGGGCACGGCGAGCGAGGCGACGCUGGUGGCGCUGCUGGCGGCCAAAGCCAGGACCGUGAAGGCAGUCAAGGCCCAGCACCCGGAGUGGAACGAGGCCUCCAUCGCUGGGAUGCUCGUCGCCUAUACCUCAGAGCAAGCACAUUGUAGCGUCGAGAGAGCAGGGAUGCUCGGAGGGAUGAAGAUGCACCUCCUGGAGACGGGCGAGAGCCUGACCCUCACGGGAGCGAAGCUGGAGGAGGCGGUGAAGGAGGACCUCGCUCGGGGACUCAUCCCCUGCUACGUGGUCGCAACCCUGGGCACGACGACAACGUGCGCGUUCGACGACAUCCUCUCGAUUGGACCGGUCUGCGAGAAGUUCGGGCUCUGGCUCCACAUCGACGCGGCCUAUGCAGGAGCAGCAUUCAUAUGCCCUGAAUUCCGGCAUCUGCUGAACGGAGUGGAGUACGCGGAAUCCUUUAACUUCAACCCCCAUAAAUGGAUGCUCGUCAACUUCGACUGCUCCGCGCUCUGGUUCAAGGACGCCUCUCUGGUUGUGGACGCCUUCAACGUGGACCCCGUGUAUCUGAAGCACGACCAGCAGGGGGUCGUCCCCGACUACCGGCACUGGCAGAUCCCGCUCGGGAGGCGCUUCCGAUCCCUCAAGCUCUGGUUCGUCUUUCGUCUGCUGGGGGUGGAGGGGAUCCAGGAGAACGUGAGGAAGCACGUGCGAUUGGCCCGCAGGUUCCACCGGCUCCUCCUCGAAGACCCGAGAUUCUCCGUUCCCUUUCCGCCGGCCAUGGGACUCGUCUGCUUCCGACUCGAGGGUUCGAACGAGCGGAGCAAGAUGCUUCUGAACCUGAUCAGGGAGAGCGGGAAGAUCUUCCUCGUCCCGGGCGGAGUGAAGGAGACUUUCUUCCUUCGCUUCUCCAUCUGCGCCCGGACGACGACGGAGGAAGACGUGGAUUUCGCUUGGCGCGAGAUCCAGAGCCUCGCGGAUCAGGUCGCGCCCGACGUCUGAUCCGGGAUCGCGGGCGCCUC
Molecule: messenger RNA, 1615 nt
Organism: Darwinula stevensoni
Lineage: Eukaryota; Metazoa; Arthropoda; Ostracoda; Podocopida; Darwinulidae
Source: the annotation of a GenBank genome assembly